UGUUCCCAUUGGAAUGCAAACUCAGACACAGAUAUCGAAGCAGAGAAAAGAGCAAAAGCAAACGCAAAUGCGAGAAAAUAAAUCAGAUUCCUCUUCGCGUUCUCCACCCUCAUCUCGUGUUGCCUCCGAUAACCAGCGUUCGUCGAUAAAAUGUCUCGAAACGGCGACGUAGUGGAACAGAACGCGGCCCCCUCGACGACGUCGUCGUCGAGCACAAUAAGAAACAGAACAGACCCGUUCCUGGUAGCGUGCAGGUGCUUCAGCUUUUUCACCUCUCUCGCCGCCAUUCUCUGCAUCGCCGUCAACUUCCUCUCCGCCGUCCGUUCCUUCAAACACGCAUCUGACAUUUUCGACGGCAUAUUCCGGUGUUACGCGGUCCUCGUGGCGGCUUUCGUGGUCCUCGCCGAGACCGAAUGGAGCUUCAUCUUAAAGUUCUCCAAGGUUUUGGAGUAUUGGGCUGCCAGGGGUAUGCUGCAGAUCUUUGCUGCAGUCAUGACAAGGGCAUUUCCUGACUAUAUUGGAGACCGAAGGGACCUCUUUCUUCUUCAGAGCAUAGCGAGUUAUUUGCUACUUGGCUGUGGCGUUGUUUAUGUUGUUUCAGGUAUCCUGUGCAUUGGUUUUCUUAAACGUGCCCGCCAGAAGCAAGAGAUUACAAGAGAGCAAGCAACCAAGGAUCUGGAGGAGUUGGAACGCCGCAGAGAGGAGCUUGAACAACUACUGCUUGCUGAUAGAGUUUAAAACAUUUUGAGCGUAGCGCUGAAAUUAAUCUGCAGUGAAGAUAAGUCUACUGCAAACCUAUGAAUCUCUGUUUAUGUUAGUAUUGCUUACAAAAUUGCAUGUUCAUUCUUUGUAACUAUUGGGUUAUGUUCUUAGAUGUAAUGUUAGCCAUUAAAGCUAGGCUAUUUGGCCUGUUGUUUGUAAAUAUAUAAAGCAAUAUUUAAAAUUGUCUCAGAUUUUAUAGAGGCUUGAAUUCAAUUAUUACAGACGUUAUAUAAUUAACUCUUCAGUUUGUAAGAGCAGUUUCUGUUGUAAAAGUUAAAUUUUGAUUCUGUGAUUGGUUCAAGGUAUUUUGAACGUAGAUCAUAUUAAUUCACUAAUGUUACAUCUAAGGAUCAUAUGAGAACUGAUAUUAGAAUUUUGUGUAGAACGUUGUCAUUAUCAUCCAGUUUUUUGUUCUUAGUGUCCGGGGGUACGUAUUCACUGAAUAAGUAUGAAACUAAUAUCUCAAUGUGUGAUCAAGCGCUAAAGUGAAGGUCCUUCCCAACAAUUUUUUUCUUUCAGACGCGUGAAUCUCAACAUUGAACUCAAGACAGGAAAAAACUCUUAAAAACGGUCUUCUAUUUAAUUCAAGAACAAAUGCAUCUUGCAUUUUCUUUUUAAUAACUUUAUCCUUGGCUAUUGUACGAGGGACAAGUGCAAUGUGUCAAUAAGAGAAAAAAGUGGAGUUCUACCUUCAGGGUAAUCAUUGGAAAUUUUCAACCAUGUCCUAUAAAUAAUCAUCUAUGGGCAAUGCUGAAAUCUCACAUCAACAAAACAAAAGAUAUGAUCAAUAUAGUCCUUAUAAGGCUUGUGCAAUUAUUAUCUUACAAGCCAAUUUUGUGAGUUUGAGUUAAGCUCUAAACCAAAUCCUAAGAUAAAAGCAUGCAUCUUUAUUUGUGCACUUUUACAGUAAACCAAAUUGUCUGAAUUUGUUUACUCAGUUGAAAUCUAAAUUCUCAACUUCAAUAUUAUAUCUUAUGUAUCAUAUUUGGCUUCUCGUAGUACUAUGUAAGCUAUUUCUGUUUGCUUUGUUGAGAUUCUUAUUAUAGUAGAUAAACAUUUAACUUUCAUAUUAAAAAUGCUCCAGGUACACUUAAAUUUUCCUCCUGGGAAUUGGGAGUAAUAGAGGCAACAGAUUUGAAAUCGUCAAUCGAUGUGGUUCUGAA
Molecule: messenger RNA, 1925 nt
Organism: Glycine soja
Lineage: Eukaryota; Viridiplantae; Streptophyta; Magnoliopsida; Fabales; Fabaceae
Exons: 6
Coding region: 151-738 (195 amino acids)
Source: RefSeq, a predicted model, not a curated record